UGUCACCGUCUUGGCUGGGAGUGAAACCCGGCCGGCUGGCAGUUGAAACAAGUCUCGCCUCCGCUUUUGGACAAACUACUGUAAAAAGCGUACGUUUGUUUUGUUAAAGUAAAUCUAAGUAGUUAUGUCCAGUAAAUCGACUCCGCAGCUCGCCAGGACUAUUUUGGAUGGUUUUCAAGUCCACUCGAACAAAUUUGUCCGUGGGAACCUAAAACGCGGAAAUGCCAGACAUGUUGGUCCUGGUGGGGCUCUGGGGACGUUGAGAAAGCCCAGUUUGUCCCAGUGUGCCACCUCCUACAUCAAGACCCCCCACCGCAGCUUCAUCAACUUGGCCGCUCCCAUCAGUAGUCGCAGAACCGAGUACGCCGAGAGCCGGACCAUAGGGUUCACGCCCGAGCAGAUGUACAGCGUGGUGGCCUGCGUGGAGCAGUACCAGCACUUUGUUCCCUGGUGCAAGAAGUCCCGCGUCGUCAAGGGGCGGACGGAUGGCGAUAUGCAUGCCGAGCUGGAAAUCGGUUUCCCACCCGUGGUGGAGCGCUACACUUCUGAGGUCACCGUUGUUCCCAACCACCAAGUCAGAGCUUUGUGUACCGACGGAUCCCUCUUCAGCCAUCUUGAGACAGUGUGGAGGUUCGCACCUGGACCCAAAGACGUACCCAAGUCCUGCAAAGUGGACUUUUAUGUGUCCUUUGAGUUCAAGUCGCUGCUCCACUCUCGCCUGGCCAGUGUCUUCUUCGACGAGGUGGUCAAGCAGAUGGUCUGCGCUUUCGAGUCGCGGGCGACGGAGCUCUACGCUGGCCAGCAGGAGGCGCCCUUGAGGAGGGGAUCAAGGUGACACGCCCGCUGCUGUUCUGCUCUCUUUGCACUCAGUUUGACUUUGACUAAUUUUGUAUUUAUUAUUAGUCACUAGCUAAUUUAUUUCACUUGUAUGUUCACAAAUGUCCUGGUGUCAUACUCACAUACGUUUUACUUAGUUUUUUUUUUGUAUUAAAAUCUUAUUUUCCCAACACUUGUACUGUCAUUUAU
Messenger RNA from Dunckerocampus dactyliophorus (ringed pipefish), 1026 nucleotides. RefSeq names its product coenzyme Q-binding protein COQ10 homolog, mitochondrial-like. Gene Ontology annotation, molecular function: ubiquinone binding. Gene Ontology annotation, biological process: ubiquinone biosynthetic process; cellular respiration. The transcript has 5 exons. Bases 125 to 835 code for a protein of 236 amino acids. The record is from RefSeq and is a predicted model, not a curated record. Gene Ontology annotation, cellular component: mitochondrion. NCBI's taxonomy places the organism in Eukaryota, Metazoa, Chordata, Actinopteri, Syngnathiformes, Syngnathidae.